GUACCAGACAACAGGGAAUGGAAGACAUACAAGUAGGAUUUCACCACAGGUGGAAUUUUCCAGGAUGUUGUGGAGCCAUCGACGGCAAACAUGUGGUAAUUCAAGCUCCUCCCAAUUGUGGUAGUGAAUACUAUAAUUAUAAAGGAACAAACAGCUUGGUGCUCUUAGCAGUCGUGGAUCAUGACUACUGUUUUAAAUAUGUGGACAUAGGCUCAUAUGGGCGAAACUCGACGGUGGUGUUUUCCAAGCUUUCUCAUUGUAUCCAGUGUUGGAAAAUGGGUCAUUACUGCCAGAAGGUGGAUUCCUAG
Molecule: messenger RNA, 308 nt
Organism: Acanthoscelides obtectus
Lineage: Eukaryota; Metazoa; Arthropoda; Insecta; Coleoptera; Chrysomelidae
Source: the annotation of a GenBank genome assembly